Molecule: messenger RNA, 623 nt
Organism: Branchiostoma floridae (Florida lancelet)
Lineage: Eukaryota; Metazoa; Chordata; Leptocardii; Amphioxiformes; Branchiostomatidae
Product: gastrula zinc finger protein XlCGF57.1-like
Exons: 3
Coding region: 78-623 (181 amino acids)
Biological process (GO): regulation of transcription by RNA polymerase II
Cellular component (GO): nucleus
Molecular function (GO): DNA-binding transcription factor activity, RNA polymerase II-specific; RNA polymerase II transcription regulatory region sequence-specific DNA binding
Source: RefSeq, a predicted model, not a curated record
CAGGUUGCGGCACACCUCCCCUGCAUCCAGAGAGAAGCUAGCCUCUGAUUCGGCACCGUUGUCAUACCCAGGCAGAAAUGGAAGAUUCCAGCUGUGAACAUUCCUGGGAAGAGCAGUGUGUUGGGCAUCCUGGGAAGGAGAUGGAGCAUUCUGGACACCCUGGGAAGGAGAGUGACAGCAGGGAGACCCAGACAACAGACAUGGGCCUGCAGCAGGAAACGUGUGAUGUGAACUUUCCCCAACCUGACAACACAUCAACCUCACAGGUACAGGAAAGUAAAUGUGAUAUGGGAAGGCGUGUGGUUGAACACACUGGUGAGAAACCCUACAUGUGUGGGGAGUGUGGAUACAGGGCGACAAAAAAGUCUCAUCUAACCGAACAUUUGAGAAUUCAUACGGGAGAGAAACCCCAUAUGUGUGGGGAGUGUGGGUACAGGGCAGCAAGAAAGUCUCACUUAUCCGGACAUAUGAGAAUCAACACAGGAGAAAAACCCUACAUGUGUGACCAGUGUAACUAUUCUGCUGCACAUAAGCGGAGUUUGGAGCAACAUGUUGCAAAACACGGUGGAGUGGCCAUGUUAACUUUGAUCUGUACGUACCUGGUCUCGAUAACUUCUCUGUAG